AGGUCCUAACAACACCUCCGUCUACGGAAUGACGUCGGCGCACGGUUAAUCAGCUGAUUUGUGAUCGAUCAGAUGAACCACAAUAACACGGUUUUAUCCGCCAACAGAGCGCCAACAUCCACCGGCAACCGACGACAUCCUGGCCCGACACGGUUGACAUGCUUUAUUGGGGAACGCCAUCAUGGACAAGAUUUUGGAGGGCCUCGUGAGCUCCGACCACUCCGUUCCAGUGAAGCGAGCCAUCGUGAAGAAGGUAGUGGAAGCGGCCGAGAAAGAGGUGACCGAGGAACAGUGUCAGUCCUUGUUUACUCUCACCACCCGCUUCAUCUUGCUUGGUGAAGAUGCCUUUCAGAGGCAGAUCGGCCUCCAGGUGUUGGAUGCCUACGCGCGUUACCACCGCCCGGAGUUUGAGCGUUUCUUCAGCAAAGACUUCGCCCUCAGUCUUCUCCAGCAGGGCUACGAGCAGCUGGACCGCAAAGACCCAGCCAUUAUAGACUACAUUCACUGCUGCCUGCGGCUGCUCAUCAGCUGCCCCUCGGUGCUGGAGAUCUUCGGCGUGAUCCAGGUGGAGGUGUUGAGGAUGGUGUGUGAGCGUCCGGAGCCCGCUCUCUGCGCCCGCCUGAACACUUUGCUGUCAGACUUUGUGCAGUGCAUCCCGAGGGAUAAGUCGGGCGUUUUGUUCUGCCAGCAGCUGGUGAGGACCAUCAGUUACUUCCACUGCUUUGCCAGCCAAGAGCGCGAGCUGGGAGAGUAUAUAAGUCAGGUGACUAAGGUUAGCACACUGCUGCAAAACAUCUGGAAGGCUGACCCCGCCACGCUGCUUCCCUCACUGCAGGAAGUCUUUGCCAUUAUCUCUUCCACAGACCCCGCCUUCGACCCAUCCAUUGCUCUGGCCAGCCUGGUCCAGCACAUCCCCGUCCAGAUGAUCACAGUGCUAAUCAAGAGUGUCACCACAGACCACAAUGUCAAAGACGCAAACAUGACUAAAGCGCUCUGCAGGAUGAUCGACUGGCUGUCUUGGCCUCUGGCCCAACAUGUUGAUACCUGGGUCAUUGCUCUGCUCAAAGGACUCGCUGCAGUUCAGAAGUUCACUAUCCUCAUUGAUGUCACUCUGCUUAAAAUUGAACUGGUAUUCAGUCGCCUGUGGUACCCCAUUGUGCGGCAGGGGGCGCUCGCUGUGCUCUCCCACAUGCUGCUGAGUUUCCAGCACUCUCCUGAGGCCUUCCAUUUGGUUGUUCCACAUGUGGUGCAUCUAGUCCAGUCUCUGAGGACAGAUGGUCUCUCCACCAGUAAAGCUUUCUUGCUGCAGUUCACUGAGCUCAUACACUGCAUGAUGUACCAGUACUCCGGCUUCCCUGACCUCUAUGACCACAUACUAGACGCCAUCAAGGAUCUCCCCAGACCCGGAGAAGAGAAGAUCAAGUUGGUGUUGAAUCAAAGUGCCUGGACAUCCCAGUCCAACUCAUUUGCCUCUGGUCCUCUGAGGCAAGCUGGGAAGUCUGAGACGGGCAAGACUGGCCUGGUUAACCUGGGGAACACCUGCUACAUGAACAGCAUCAUCCAGACCCUGUUCAUGGCUACAGAUUUCAGGCGGCAUGUUUUAUCAUUACAUCUAAAUGGUUCCAACACACUCAUGAAAAAGCUUCAGCUGCUGUUUGCUUUCCUCGCACACACUCAGAGGGCAGCAUAUGCUCCCAGAAACUUCUUGGAAGCGUCUCGGCCUCCCUGGUUCAAUGUCGGCUCUCAGCAGGACUGUUCUGAGUACCUCAGAUUUCUUCUAGACAGGUUACAUGAAGAGGAGAAAACAAUUCAGGUCCUGGAAUCAGCUAAGCCAAAGGUUGCCUCCCCUGUUGACACAAACAGCCAAGACCCAACAGGUCAGACUUCUCCAGCGGAGGGACAAGAGUCAUCUUUGACUCCAGCAGAAACCAAACCUGGGAAUGACGGGAGGACUUUGAUAGAAACGAUGUUUGGUGGGAAUCUGAUCACAGGUAUUCGCUGUUUGCAGUGUAACUGUAUCUCUGAGAAAGAGGAGCCUUUCUCAGACCUCUCUUUGGCCUUCUGUCCUUCUGCCACCUCCCAGGGCAGCCCUCAACCUGAGGGGCCCUCAGAGGAACCCAAGGUUCUCUGUCAGGGAUCUGUCAAUGGUGGCAGUGAAAUCCCUGAGCCAGGCUCGGCCAAAGCCCCAGCAAGCAAUGCCCAUUUUCUGCCAGCGACAAAUGAGCCCCCUCUCUCUGUGCCUGACCUGGUGAACUAUUUUCUGGCUCCAGAGAUCCUGGAUGAAGAGAACGCCUAUUUCUGUGAGAAGUGUAGCUCUCUCCAGCGGGCGGAGAGGACCAUGAAAGUGGUUUCGGCACCUGAAUACUUAAUCCUCACCCUGCUGCGAUUCUCAUACGAUGCCAAAUCCCAUGUCCGGAGGAAGAUUCUGGACAAUGUCACAAUCCCGCCGCUCAUGAGACUUCCUGUACAUGCCCCUUCAAUUCCUACACAAUGUUCCUCUUCUACCUCUUCUCCUCUGCAAGUGGAUUCCCCUGAGAGCAGUGAGAAUCUGGCCAAGAAGCUCAAACCAUCUCAAAAAGACGAGGAGGAAGAGGAGAAGGAGAGGAUAGAAAGAGCAGAGCAGCUAAAUCGAGGAGGAGAGAUGUCAGUCCAGUCAGUGCCCUAUGUCCUCAGCUCGGUGGUGAUGCAUUCUGGCAUAUCGUCCGAGAGUGGCCACUACUACUCUUACGGCCAUAACAUCAGCGGAGCAGAUGGAACACAGCAUCCAGCUAAUCACUUUGCCCUCGAGGAGGAUUUGGGAAAUGGCCAGGCCGAGUGCAGCCUCUCCACUUGCUCAGCUCUCUCAAUUCCACCUGAACAAGGAGAAACGCAACCUAAUAGUGGCCAGGAGGCGAGGGAUUGGCUGCUGUUCAACGAUAGCAGAGUGACAUUCUCAUCCUUCCAAUCAGUGCAAAACAUUACUAAUCGCUUCCCCAAGGACACCGCUUAUGUGCUCAUGUACAGGAAACAGGAGCUACCGGGGCAGAGCAUAAAUGGGGGGCUGAUGGCAAAUGGAAUGAGAUUGAGUGCCGAGCCUCCCCUGCAGAAAGAACUACUGGAUGCUAUUAUCAAGGACAACAAGCUGUAUUUACAGGAACAGGAGCUCAAUGCUCGGACCCAGGCUCUCCAGGCCCCUUCGUCCUCGUGCUCAUUCAGGCCCAACGGUUCAGAUGACAAUAACCCACCAGGGAGCUGUGGCCCAUCUGGUGGAGGAGGAGGAGGGGGAGGGGGCUUCAAUACCAUUAGUAGACUGGUCUUCUGAAAGAAAAAGAAAAAAUGCUGCAGGAAACUGGCACUAAGGGAGUCCUGAACUGUCAUACCAUGUGCAUAUAACCUCAUUAAAAGAGCACUGAAAUGAUCUAAACACAUAAACACACAACAUACACACAGAGCAUCUCUGCUGAUUCUGAUCUCCAAGUCUUAUACUUUAGUUUAGUCUUUAUACCAUUGUCAUUUUAUAAUUUUUAUUUUAUUUAGAUACAUUUAUGUGAUCUCAACAUUGUAAUCUUUUAUUCAUCCUCCAAAUUUCAAAGUGUGAGGUUCAUAAUACUUAUUGGUGCGAAUUUGUUCUCUCCUUCAAAUGAAAGAAAAAUACGGCUACAUAUAAUUUGAUUUUAUAGAAAUAAAUAACCAUUAGUCUCCUAGUAAAACGUUACAUACGUGAUAAAUAUGUAAAAUAACUUGUUUAUAUCAUCUGGCUUGGCGGAGUGUUUAUAAUACCUCACACACACACACACACACACACACACACACAAACAUAUGCAAAUACAUGCAUGUGCAGUGCACAGUACAGAAGAAAGAAUUUAACUGUAAGAUAAAAACCUUUUUGGAUUUGUCAUAGGUCUGAACACAGCUCACAACCUUUGUUUACUUUUCUGAUUUGCAUGCAUCUAUUCUUCACAAGCUGUGGAGUUUGAUUUUCAAGAUAUUUGAAUCUUUUUUGAUGUGUGCUUUGGUGUUUUAUAGGUUUCAUAUCUCAUGCAAUAAAUGUACAUAUGACUUAAAAAUAUCAUUCUGAAUAAUCAUGGAAUACAAAACUAUAUGUGGAAAAUUGAAUACUAUACAGAAUAAGGAAAAUUUUCAAUAUGAAUAUGUAAUGCUCUUCUCCCACUAAUAGGUAGUGUGAUCUACAGAGAAUAGCAGACUGCUUCUUUUAACAUAUUUGAUGACAUUUAACUGUUUGAAGGCAUAUUUUAAUGUAUUCCUCUGAUCUGAUCAUUCAGGGAGACUUUUGUGUUGAUGCUGAUUUUAUGUGCCUUUUGAUAUUUAAUGCAGAUUUUCGAAGAGGAAUUUGUCAGGAUAUACACCUCAGCUGUACUGUGUUAAUAUUCAUAAUGGCUUCACCUUUCCCUACAGUAAAAGUGAAAACAGUA
Molecule: messenger RNA, 4412 nt
Organism: Morone saxatilis (striped sea-bass)
Lineage: Eukaryota; Metazoa; Chordata; Actinopteri; Moronidae
Gene: usp38
Product: ubiquitin specific peptidase 38
Exons: 11
Coding region: 182-3301 (1039 amino acids)
Biological process (GO): ubiquitin-dependent protein catabolic process; protein deubiquitination
Cellular component (GO): nucleus; cytosol
Molecular function (GO): cysteine-type deubiquitinase activity; cysteine-type endopeptidase activity
Source: RefSeq, a predicted model, not a curated record